Messenger RNA from Daphnia pulex (common water flea), 1168 nucleotides. RefSeq lists its product as uncharacterized. The record is from RefSeq and is a predicted model, not a curated record. The coding region runs from base 270 to 1043 and encodes 257 amino acids. Lineage: Eukaryota; Metazoa; Arthropoda; Branchiopoda; Diplostraca; Daphniidae. The transcript is spliced from 2 exons.
GUCUUGCUGGAAGAAUUGGGAAAAAACCAGUCUUGGUCUGUCCAGGUGGCAAAUCAGCUGGACUGGAGCACGUCCCUAGUGUCUUCCAUAGUCUAGAUAUCAGAAAAAUUUCGAUCAAAAACGUGUCUGAAGCUCACACUCUUACGCCAUUUGCCUUUAGUCCAUCCGUUCGUGUCAUGUGAUUCGAUUCGAAACUUUGGCUCACGAAAAAAAAGAAACUUUAAUCGCGAAAACGUCAAAACGAGUGGGCGACUUUAAUCCAUUUCGAGAUGAAGGUAUCGACGCAAUCGUAUUUGACGCUGGCCGUCCUCUUGCCCGUCAUCCUCCUCAUCCACCCUUACAUCGCAGCCAAGGAGACUAACAGCAAGAAAAAUUUGCUGGCCGAAGAUCAUUUCCAUCUCGGUGCCGACUUUGAGGCCGAAUUCAGCUCGAUGGAGAAUCAAAUCGCAGUGAUGGCCAUCAACAACACGUCAUCCGCUAACAGCACAGGCACGAUUUCACAGACAGUUCAGGAAGAAGAAGGUGUUAAUGACGGGAAUACCGUUAGCUUUAUAAACACGGGAUCGGACGAAACGGCUGUCGUCGUUGGACACGGGCGACAGUACGGCGACGGUGGCUACCACCACGCCAGCCCAGUUCAUAUCGAUUUCAGUCCGAUAUUCUUGGCUAUCGUUCCGAUCGCUUUGUUCUUGGGCGCAGCGGCAGCCUUCGCUUUGGCGACGGCGUCUUCGUCCAGUUCGUCGGCUGCGGCCGCUGCCCAGCAGCAGCAGCAGCAGCAGGAGGCGGCCAACAACAACAACAACGCAAACAACAACGCAAACAACAACAACAACGCCAUCCUGGCCGCUCUGUUCGCCGCAAUCAUCAACAACAAGGGCAGUCACGCUAAAGCUCACAAGACCAUCAUCUACGCCUACAACGUGACCAAAGUUCACGAUUGGCGUCGAUCCAUGGGCGACAGCUAUCAGUUUUCUUUGCCGCAAAUCAAACCGCUGUCCAGUCACUUCCACCGACGUCGCAAAUAUGUCAAAGAAGAACCUUAAAUUGUGUACCGUAGCUGUUUGCGUGUAUAUUUUUCUUAAUUUUAUUAUUUGUGGAUUUGGUUUGAGUUUAACGAGAAAUGUAAAACAUUUAAAAUGAACAGGAAAUGUAAUUAAUAAUAACAAGA